AUAAAAUAGAUCAUCUGACUAAUCAAUGUGUAUGCUGAAACCCAAAUACCUUUGCUAAUUAUGAUGUUUGUCUUUUUAAAUGCAUGCGGGUUCUUCACUUUUUUUAUUUAGCCGUUUUUGUGAUUCUAUCAAUCCGGAAGAAACAUAAUUUGCCUCCGCUGGCAGUCUGCAUGGAGUGAAAGAUGGCGAGUGGUGGAGGCACAGUUGCUUCGCUGUGGACAGAAGUGAAUCGUUGUGGACAGAAUGGAGAUUUUACUCGGGCCAUCAAAGCUGUCAACAAAAUUUUGCAUGAAGUCAAGGAAGAUGUGACAGCCCUUCACUGUAAAAUAGUAUGCCUGCUGCAAAAUGGUAGCUUCAAAGAGGCACUGAAUGUCAUGAACACAUAUUCAAAAAUACUUGGCAGUGAACUCAUUGUGUUUGAAAAGGCCUACUGUGAGUACCGGUUGAACAGAGUUGAAAGUGCUCUGAAGACCAUUGAAGGUGUUUCAGAACAAACAGACAAGCUCAAAGAACUCUAUGGUCAAGUGCUGUACCGUAUGGAGCGCUAUGACGAGUGCAAGGCUGUCUACACGGACCUGAUCAGGAACUCCCAGGAUGAAUACGAAGAGGAGAGGAAGACAAACCUCUCAGCCGUGGUGGCUGCUAUGAGCACAUGGGAGAAGGCUUCUCCGGAUGAUCUUGGCCUGUCAGAGACUACAUAUGAGCUGAGCUACAACGCUGCCUGUACUCUAAUUGGUCAAGGCCAACUCACGGAGGCUAUGAACAAACUACAGGAAGCAGAAGAGCUUUGUCGUGUUUCCUUGUCUGAGGAUUUGGAUAUAACUGAGGAGGACAUUGAGUCAGAGCUGGCCGUCAUCCACUCCCAGAUGGCCUACGUUAUGCAGUUACAGGGUCGGACAGAAGUGGCGCUGCAGCUCUAUAACCAAGUCAUCAAGCUCAAGCCAUCGGAUGUGGGACUUCUAGCUGUGACUGCUAACAACAUCAUUACAAUAAACAAGGACCAAAACGUGUUUGACUCUAAGAAGAAGGUGAAACUGACAAAUGCUGAUGGUGUCGAGUACAAGCUGGCCAAGAAACAGCUGCAAGCCAUCGAAUUCAACAAAGCCCUGUUGGCUAUGUACACUAACCAGGCGGACCAGUGCAGAAAGCUGUCGUCAGGCCUCCAGGCCCAGAACCCAGGCCACCCGCGGCCCGUUCUGAUCCAGGUGGCUCAGCUGUGCAGAGAGAAGCAACACUCCAAGGCCAUGGAGCUGCUUCAGUGUUUCGCAGACCAGCACCCAGAGAGUGCAUCUGGUAUCAAAUUAACAAUGGCACAACUCUAUUUGACUCAAGGUCACGUUACCAAAGCAUGUGACAUCUUGAGGUCGAUCGACGAUUUCAAGAACAAACAAGGGAUGAUCUCAGCUCUGGUAACGAUGUACAACCACGAAGAGGACAUCGACAGCGCAAUUGAUGUCUUCAGCCAAGCUAUUCAGCACUACCAAUCUGAACAGCCUGGUUCCUCUAUUCACCUGGCACUCGUACGAGAGGCCGCCGAUUUCAAGCUGAAGUAUGGACGGAAAAAGGAAGCCAUCAGUGACCUGGAACAACUGUGGAAGCAAAACACCAAUGACAUCCACACUUUGGCACAACUCAUCUCUGCCUAUUCUUUGGUCGAUCAAGAUAAAGCCAAGUCCCUCAGCAAGCACCUCCCUUCCCUUGAAAGCAUGUCAUUUAACGUGGACGUAGAUGAGCUGGAGAACUCUCAUGGUGCCAACUACGUCAGAAAGAAGGCCGCUAAAGUACCGGGAGACAAUCUUCCCAAAGAACAAGGCCAGGGGGGUAUUAAAAAGAAGAGGAAGAAAAAGAAGGGAAAAUUGCCCAAGAGCUACGACCAAACAUCGAACCCUGACCAGGAGAGAUGGCUGCCCAUGAGAGAGCGCACCUACUACCGGGGCAGGAAGAAGGGCAAGAAGAAGGAACAAGUGGGUAAAGGCACGCAGGGGGCCACGUCAGGAGCCGCGUCCGACCUGGAUGCCAGUAAGACAGCCAACAGUCCCCCCACCUCCCCCCGGCCAGGGUCAGCCCAAGUCUCUGCCUCCACCUCGGCCCCCGCUGCCAGCAACGUUGUCCCUCCGCGACAGCAGAAGCCUGCCACUGCAGGGCCAGGGGCCCGCAAGAAGGCCCCUCAGAAGAAGAAAAAGGGAGGCAAGGGUGGCUGGUAGCCUGGAGAACAUUGCAGAUAUUGAGCAACACAUUGGUGACCACCACCACAUGGCCCAGAACUCACAGAAUCAUGAGCUUUGUAAUUUUUUUACCAACUUAUAACAUUUUUUACCAAACAAAUAAUGGUAUCCAAUUUCUGGUUGUUGAAUAAGUUGCAAUACAUUUAGUAAAAGGCCCCAAUGCUUUGUUCACGGUUUUCUUUUAAGAUGCAAAAACAAAUGUCUGUGAACUAAGAGACCUUGUUUGUGUUGUAGGCAAGGGGGGGGGGGGUCUUACUAGUUUGUAAUGCAUAUAUUCUGUGCAGAAAAAAUUGACUUUUUUCUAUUCUCCCUGAGCCUGAGUAUUUGAACACGGUUCCUUGACCGUGAACUAAUUUCCUUGACUUGCCCACUCAAUUUCAAUCACUUGACCUUAUUUUCAACCUAAGAGGCAAGCUGUGUAUGUCAAAGUUAAAGUAUAUUUAUUUUUAAAUCCCUGCAUCGUUUUCGGCUUAGAGUAAAAAGUCUGUUUUGAAACGUAGACUCAGCGAUAUGAUGCAGAAAGUACACAGCAAAGUGGGUCAAUUUCUGCAACAACUAAGAGCGUUGAAGCACGUUGCUCAACUUCUCUGCUGUUUUGGUCUCUUACCUACCACACUGUAACAGCGUGAAGUGAACCCGUGCACAGAUACUGUGUGAGAGCGAAGUGUUGCAUCUUGCUCAUCUCUAUCGGUGGUGCUGCUCGUGGCAAUGUAAUUUUGCUGAGUCUACCUUUUUAAUUAUUGGCCAGCCGUACAUAAUUAGGACAUUGUUUUAGGAACUGUUUACAAUGAUGGAAGCAAACUAUUUUUGCCAAAAUGUGUGUCCCAUUGAUGUCUUAAUAAAUAGGCUUCCUUAACAACUGACAAACUGA
Oncorhynchus masou masou (cherry salmon) is the source of this 3096-nucleotide messenger RNA. RefSeq names its product signal recognition particle subunit SRP72-like. Gene Ontology annotation, biological process: SRP-dependent cotranslational protein targeting to membrane. The record is from RefSeq and is a predicted model, not a curated record. NCBI's taxonomy places the organism in Eukaryota, Metazoa, Chordata, Actinopteri, Salmoniformes, Salmonidae. The coding region runs from base 183 to 2204 and encodes 673 amino acids. The transcript is spliced from 19 exons. Gene Ontology annotation, molecular function: protein binding; ribosome binding; 7S RNA binding. Gene Ontology annotation, cellular component: signal recognition particle, endoplasmic reticulum targeting.